Branchiostoma belcheri (Belcher's lancelet) is the source of this 756-nucleotide messenger RNA. RefSeq names its product cytochrome c oxidase protein 20 homolog. The coding region runs from base 167 to 502 and encodes 111 amino acids. Gene Ontology annotation, biological process: mitochondrial respiratory chain complex IV assembly. Gene Ontology annotation, cellular component: mitochondrion; mitochondrial inner membrane. Lineage: Eukaryota; Metazoa; Chordata; Leptocardii; Amphioxiformes; Branchiostomatidae. The record is from RefSeq and is a predicted model, not a curated record. The transcript has 4 exons.
UUUGACAUGUGAUGACCUCUAUUGACCUUACGUAAGCAGGAAGUCGACUCGAGCUCACUGAGCUGGUGUGCGUGAUUUCGACCUUGCAUAUCCAUCUGCAUCUGCGACUGAAUAUCUAUUCAAAUAAUUUAACCGCCGAAACCUGUCAACGACUCGUUUGUGGAAAAUGGCCGACGAUACUGAGAAGACAUGGGGACCAAAGCAUUUCAUACAGAACACCCCAUGUGCACGGAACUCUUUUCUGUAUGGGAUGGGAGGAGGAGCCGUCGGGGGAUUUGCAUAUUUCUUGUGGACAAGCAAUCCCAGAAGAUCAUACCAUGCCCUCAUGAUAUCUUUUACAGCAACAGUGCUCCUGUACUGGGUUCCAUGUCGAUAUCAGUAUGCACAGAAGCGCAUCAAGCAGAGGAUGAUAAACCGAGGUCUGAAGACACACAUAGCCAUGCAGGGCACACCAGAGGCAGAACUAUUAGCUUCAGCACAGGAGCCAGGGUCCAAGUCUUGACUUAAAGCUAACUCCUGUGAAUACCUAUAACACCUGUCCAAGAUAUCCGGGGGGGGGGUAUCUAAGAUUGUUGCCUUCUUAGUUUUAUGCCUUCUGGCCCCCAGUGAACAUUAGUCAUAAGUGAUACAUGUGUUGCAUAUCCUUUAUGAUAUAUUUCUCAUGGUAUCACAAAGUCUACUCAAUACAAUGCAACUGAUCUGUAUUCACAUGUUGCUUUUUUUAUAUUUGAGUUGAAGCAAUAAAUAGUACAUGUA